UCUGUCUCUAACGGGCCGGUCCCCCCUGUAGGCGCUGACAGUUAGUGUCUCGAGCCCAGUGCUGUGUGUGACGAAGCUCUCGACUGAGCAGAGCUCUGAUGAGAAAACAGGUCGUGUGUGCUCUCCUGACUCAGGAAGCCCGUGUGCGCCCUGAUGUGCUUCUGACACCCGGGAAGGGGUCGUGCAGAGGGUCCCAGCUGUGCUCUCUCUGCAGGUGGGGCACCCACGGGUGGAGCUGACCCUCUCAGAGCUCCAAGACAUGGCAGCCAGGCAGCAGCAGCAAAUCGAAAACCAGCAGCAGAUGUUGGUCGCCAAGGAGCAGCGUCUACAUUUUCUAAAGCAGCAGGAGCGCCAUCAGCAGCAGUCUAUUUCUGAAAAUGAAAAGCUUCAGAAACUGAAGGAGCGAGUUGAAGCCCAAGAAAACAAGCUGAAGAAGAUCCGUGCCAUGCGGGGGCAGGUGGACUACAGCAAGAUCAUGAACGGCAAUCUGUCCGCCGAGAUAGAGAGGUUCAGUGCCAUGUUCCAGGAGAAGAAGCAGGAGGUGCAGACGGCCAUUCUGCGCGUCGACCAGCUCAGCCAGCAGCUGGAGGACCUCAAGAAGGGGAAGCUGAAUGGGCUGCAGCCUUACACCGGCAAGCUGACGGGCCCGGCCGCCGUGGAGCUGAAAAGGCUGUACCAGGAGCUGCAGAUUCGUAACCAGCUUAACCAGGAACAGAAUUCAAAACUGCAGCAGCAGAAGGACCUCUUAAAUAAGCGCAACAUGGAGGUGGCCAUGAUGGACAAGCGCAUCGGCGAGCUGCGCGAGCGUCUGUACGGGAAGAAAAUCCAGCUGAGCCGUGUGAAUGGCGCGUCGUCGCCACAGUCACCCCUGAGCACGCCUGGCAGGGUGGCUGCCGUAGGACCUUAUAUCCAGGUUCCCAGCGCCGGCAGCUGCUCAGCCCCGGGGGACCCCAUAAAGCCCCAGUCUCUCACUGUUGCUUCAGGAGCUGCCCAUGGGAGGCCCAAACCCGAUGGCCAUGGUAGACCCAGAGUGACCCGCUCGUGGACAGUGUCCGACCUGGACAUCGGGCCCGACUGCGGCUCCACACGGCAAGCUGCAGACUCCCUGACAGACCCUAAUGAUGGAAACUGGCCAACACUAAAACAAAAUAUGAGCUCUGCGGUGAAACCAACACAGAUGGCCCCUGUGGACUGGAAGGACCCGAGCGUGGAGGGGCCGCUCAGGCAGGGCCCCGUCUCCAGCCAGCCUGCGCCCCUGUCAGCUCUGGGAGCCCCGGAGAAGCUGGGCAUCGAGAUGGGUAAAAUGCCACCCCCCGUCCCUGGUGUCGGCAAGCAGCUGCCGCCGAGCUACGGCACACACCCAAGUCCUGCGCCCGUGGGUCCAGGGCCCACAAACUCCCUGGAAAGGAGGAAGGAGGGCAGCUUGCCCAGGCCCAGCGCAGGCCUGGCCGGUCGGCAGAAGCCCGGCCCUCUGCCCUCCGUGGGCAGCACCCACCCGCCGGGCUCCUCCCAGCAGAUCCAGCAGCGGAUUUCUGUGCCCCCGAGCCCCACGUACCCGCCCGCAGGGCCGCCUGCGUUUCCCACUGGAGACGGCAAACCCGAGCUCCCACUGACUGUGGCCAUCAGGCCCUUCCUGGCAGACAAAGGGUCCAGGCCACAGUCCCCCAGGAAAGGACCCCAGACGGUGAAUUCAAGUUCCAUAUACUCCAUGUACCUCCAGCAAGCCACGCCCCCCAAGAAUUACCAGCCCGCAGUGCAUGGCGCCUCGAAUAAGUCGGUCAAAGCAGUGUACGGGAAGCCCGUCCUGCCAUCGGGCUCGGGCUCGACGUCCCCGUCGCCGUUGCCGUUUCUUCACGGGCCGCUGGCCACCAGCACCUCGCAGCCCACGCCCCCUGCAGAGAGUGCGGAGCGGGAGCCCGAGCAGGACAGCCCGGCCCCGCCCGCGGAGGCCACGGGCGCCAUGGAGAGCCUGCCGCGGCCGCUCAGCCCCACCAAGCUCACGCCCAUCGUGCACUCCCCGCUGCGCUACCAGAGCGACGCGGACCUGGAGGCCCUGCGCCGGAAGCUGGCCAACGCGCCGCGGCCGCUGAAGAAGCGCAGCUCCAUCACGGAGCCCGAGGGCCCGGGCGGGCCCAACAUCCAGAAGCUGCUGUACCAGCGCUUCAACACCCUGGCUGGCGGCAUGGAGGGCACCCCGUUCUACCAGCCCAGCCCCUCGCAGGGCCUCACGGGCACCCUGGCCGACAUGGACAAUGGGAACACCAAUGCCAACGGGAACCUGGGGGAGGCCAGCCCUGCCCAGCCCACAGCCCCGCUGCCCGCCGAGCCCGCUCCUGCCUCGGACGCCAACCACAACGAGCUCCCUUCCCCUGAGCCUGAGGGGCUCCUCCGUCUCCAGACCACGCCCCAGGCCGUGGAGCCCGCGGAGGACAACAACAACAACGUGGCCAUGGCCCUGUCCACGGAGCAGGUCCCGAGCCCCGGGCCCGAGGCCCCCUCUCCGGGGGAAGAGCCCGUUUCCCCAUCACGUCCCCCCGUCGCACCCCUGCUCGCAGCCUCUACGAGCAAGCGGACCAACCUGAAGAAACCCAACUCCGAGCGCACGGGCCGCGGGCUGCGCGUCCGCUUCAACCCCCUGGCGCUGCUCCUGGACGCGUCCCUGGAGGGAGAGUUCGACCUGGUGCAGAGGAUCAUCUACGAGGUGGAAGACCCCAGCAAGCCCAACGACGAAGGGAUCACCCCGCUGCACAACGCCGUCUGCGCCGGCCACCACCACAUCGUGCGGUUCCUACUGGACUUCGGUGUCAACGUGAACGCCGCCGACAGCGAUGGCUGGACGCCGCUGCACUGUGCCGCCUCCUGCAACAGCGUGCACCUCUGCAAACAGCUGGUGGAGAGCGGUGCCGCCAUUUUUGCCUCGACCAUCAGCGACAUUGAAACUGCUGCAGACAAGUGCGAGGAGAUGGAGGAGGGCUACAUCCAGUGCUCCCAGUUUCUGUAUGGGGUGCAGGAGAAGCUGGGCGUGAUGAACAAGGGCGUGGUGUACGCGCUGUGGAGCUACGAGGCCCAGAACAGCGACGAGCUGUCCUUCCGAGAAGGCGACGCCAUCACCAUCCUGAGGCGCAAGGAUGAGCACGAGACCCAGUGGUGGUGGGCGCGCCUGGGCGACCGGGAGGGCUACGUGCCCAGAAACCUGCUGGGGCUGUGUCCUCGGAUCCAGCCCCGGCAGCGAACGCUGGCCUGAGCCCCCGCCAAGGAGCCGCUGAGGUCGCCUGCGUCCCUGCGCAGAAGCUGGAGUCUAUGGUGCUCACGCAGCAGAAGCCCACAAUGUGAACCGCAGGCUCGGGAGGCCUCCUCCAGCCGCCUCCAGAGGACUGAGCUUUGCCAAUGACUGUCAACCCAAAUAAAUGCCCAGCUUUCUACGCCUGUGCCAAUAGAAGCCCUAGAGUGAACCCCCGGAUGGUUGCCAGUGGAGACCAGUGGCCUGACUGGCCCCAAGGCCACCCUCACGCUCCAAGUCCCUCACCAGCAGUGAGCGCGCCCACUGCUGUGCGUGCUCCCCCGAGCCCUGCCCGCCUGCCGCUGGGCACCUCAGCACCAGGUCCUUCCCUUCAUGACCAGAGGAGCCUGCGGGGAAACCCGUGCGGUGGCCCUGACAUGGAGCUCCACUUCCUGUUCCGGCCCGUGGUGCGGGGCUGGACUUCAGGCCCCAGGCAGGGACCUCAAGACCAAGGGACCAUGGCCAGGAGCCUGUCAGCACUGACCUCCUCGCUCCCUUCUCUGCAGCCCCUCGCUGCCCAGGUGUGGUUCUUACCCCCCUCAGCCCCUCGGUUUUCAUUAAUUCACAGGAACCAGAAACAAGAGAAAUGCCAUUGGCUGUGCCUGGUUGGGGCUGGGUGGGCCCUGCGUGGAGGCAGACCCUGCCCCCCACCGGCCAGGAGCCUGAGGUCGGUCACUCGGGUGGCAUGGUCGUCAGGAGGGGCAGCUGUGGGCAUGAGGGUGGGCCUCCCCGUUGGGCCAGCCGUGAUGUGGUGACCUUGGCAGGCCCUUCACCGAAGGCAGCUGAACGCACAGGCUUUUAUACAAAAGUAUUUUUGACGAGACAUUUGCAACUACCAGGAUGAUGCUGGCGAUGUCGAGAAGUCGUUCUCAUGAAAUUCCAGGCCCGUAGGCUUUAUUGUCCAUGGACGAGUCUGUGUAUAGUUCUGUAUAGACGUGUGUAUAGACCGUUGCUGUACUGGUCCCCUUUAAGCACUGAGUGUACACAGUGCUGAUGGAGCGUGAAGACCCCGGGGCAGCCUCUGCCGGGGCCCCUCCACCCGAUGCCGUGUAACGUGCGCAAUAAACACUGUUUCCCCGUG
Molecule: messenger RNA, 4361 nt
Organism: Myotis lucifugus (little brown bat)
Lineage: Eukaryota; Metazoa; Chordata; Mammalia; Chiroptera; Vespertilionidae
Gene: PPP1R13B
Product: protein phosphatase 1 regulatory subunit 13B
Exons: 14
Coding region: 260-3244 (994 amino acids)
Biological process (GO): regulation of apoptotic process
Cellular component (GO): nucleus
Molecular function (GO): p53 binding
Source: RefSeq, a predicted model, not a curated record